AUGGCGAGCAAACGCAAGGCGUCGGAAGAGUUGGACGUCCUGGAGGCCGCGGCGUCGCUGUCGGCGGAGGGGGGUGCAGUCGUCAAGAUCACGCCGCUGGGCGCAGGACAGGAGGUCGGGCGCUCCUGCAUCAUCGUUGAAUACAUGGGCAAGCGGGUGAUGCUCGACUGCGGGAUCCACCCAGGGUACUCUGGCCUGGGGUCGCUGCCAUUCUUGGAUGAGGUGGAGCUGGAUCAGAUCGACGUGGCCCUGAUCACACACUUCCACCUCGACCACUGCGCCGCGGUGCCCUACCUGAUAGGGAAGACCAACUUCAAGGGCCGACUCAUCAUGACGCACCCCACCAAGGCCAUCUUUUACACACUGCUCCAGGACUUUGUGCGGGUGUCUGCUGGCAGCGCUGACGAGGCGCUGUACUCUGAGGCUGAUCUGGACGCGGCCAUGGCCAGGGCCGAGGUGCUGGAUUUUGACCAGACAAUUGACAUCGAUGGCAUACAGGUCACCGCCCACCGCGCCGGCCACGUGCUGGGCGCCGCCAUGUUCACCGUCGACAUCGGCGGCGUGCGCACCCUCUACACGGGGGACUACUCGCGCGUGGCAGACCGCCACCUGCCUGGCGCCGACACGCCGCACCUGCGGCCCGACAUUCUGAUCGUGGAGUCGACCUAUGGUGUGUCGCGCCACUUGGCGCGCGAGGUCAGGGAGAAGCGAUUCCUGGACAAGGUGGUGGCCACCCUGCUCAGGGGCGGCCGCGUGCUGCUGCCCAUCGUCGCGUUGGGGCGCGCACAGGAGCUCCUGCUGAUGCUUGACGAGCACUGGAGCCGCAACAAGGCUCUGCAGCAAUUUCCCAUCUACCAAGCUUCCGGCAUCGCCCGCAAGGCCCUGACCGUGUUCCAGACCUACAUCGAAAUGAUGAACGAGGACGUCAAAGCAGCCUUCCAGCAUGUGGUCAAGGGUGCCGGCCAGUUUGAGACCGACGGCCCCUUUGUGGUGAUGGCCACCCCCUCCAUGCUGCAGAGCGGGCUCAGCCGCGACCUGUUUGAGCAGUGGUGCGAGAACGAGAGGAACGCCGUCAUCAUCUGCGACUUUGCGGUGCAGGGCACCCUGGCGCGUGACAUCCUCAGCAACCCAACCACAGUGCUCACCAAGGCCGGGGUCAGGGUGCCCCUGCGGAUGUCGGUCGACGCCAUCUCCUUCAGCGCCCACGCGGACUACGACCAGACCUCUGGCUUCGUCGCCGCCCUGCAGCCGCCGCACGUCGUCCUCGUCCACGGAGAGGCCGGGGAGAUGAUGCGCCUGCGCUCCGCGCUGGAGCGCGCCUCCGCGGCGAGCGGCGUGCCGCGGCAGCUGCACACGCCGAAGGUCGUGCAGUCCGUGUCGAUCCCGGCGGCGCCGCGGCGGGCGGCGCACGUGGUGGGGCGGCUGGCGGAGGGCGCGCCCAAGGCGGGGGACGCGGUGAGGGGCGUGCUGGUCAGCAGGGGGCGGCGGGACCUGGUGAUGCACCCUGAGGACCUGCCGGCGUUCACAAAGCUCAACACGGGCCGCGUCAUGCACAAGCAGGCCAUUCCAUUUGCCAAGCCAUUCAGUGCGCUGCGCCUGGCCCUGGAGGUCAUGUUUGAGGGCGUGGAGGGCGCAGGCCACCUGCCCGUCAAGACGGCACCCAGCCGCGGCGGCAGCAGCGGCGGCGGGUCGCCGAGCAAAGAGGAGCAGCAGCAAGCAGAUGCGGGGCCUCCGGGCCAGCAGCAGCAGCAACAGCAGCAGCAGCAAAAGCAGGAGCAGCAGCAGCGGGACGGCGACGACUUUGACGAGGCCGUCGUGGUGGGUGAUGCGGUGGUCGUCGGCUACCGCCGCGCCAACCCUGGGCUGGGCUUUGAUAGCCACGCCGUGGUCAAGUGGCAGGGCGGCGCCGUGGGGGACAUGGUCGCGGACGCGGUGAUCGCGGUCAUCCUGCAGGCCGCCGGCGAGCCGCCCGCCGCCGCCGCGGCCGAGGGCGCGCGCGCGGCGGCGCUCGCGGCCGGCGACACGCAGGGCGCGCUCGCGGCGGAGAUGGCGCUGUGCGCGGCGCUGCUGCGGGCGCAGUUCGGGGCGGAGGUGGAGGUCGACGCGUCGAGCCUUGAGAUGCGGUUCGAGAUUGACGGGACGCGGUUGGUGGUUGACCACGGGAACGCCAAGGUUUCAUGCGACGACGAGGGGCUGCGGGGGCGCGUGGAGAGGGCGCUGGCGCGCGUCACGCAGGCAAUGCGGCCGUGUGUGCUGGACGUGGAGUUGUAA
Messenger RNA from Monoraphidium neglectum, 2271 nucleotides. Its product is annotated as Cleavage and polyadenylation specificity factor subunit 3. Gene Ontology annotation, cellular component: mRNA cleavage and polyadenylation specificity factor complex. The coding region runs from base 1 to 2271 and encodes 756 amino acids. The transcript has 12 exons. Gene Ontology annotation, biological process: mRNA 3'-end processing by stem-loop binding and cleavage. Gene Ontology annotation, molecular function: 5'-3' exonuclease activity; RNA binding; RNA endonuclease activity. The record is from RefSeq and is a predicted model, not a curated record. Lineage: Eukaryota; Viridiplantae; Chlorophyta; Chlorophyceae; Sphaeropleales; Selenastraceae.